This is a messenger RNA of Saccoglossus kowalevskii, 1683 nucleotides long. RefSeq names its product neurofilament heavy polypeptide-like. NCBI's taxonomy places the organism in Eukaryota, Metazoa, Hemichordata, Enteropneusta, Harrimaniidae. The record is from RefSeq and is a predicted model, not a curated record.
AUGGAAGCUCAAAGUGCUGGUACAGACAGUGGGAAUAUCCCACUUGCAGUAGAUAUGGCAGCUCAAAGUGCUGGUGCAGUCAAUGAGAAAUCCCCACUUGCAGUAGAUAUGGCAGCUCAGAGUGCUGGUGCAGACAGUGGGAAAUCUCCACUUGCAGUAGAUAUGGCAGCUCAACGUGCUAGUGCAGACAUUGGGAAUACCCCACUUGCAGUAGAUAUGGCAGCUCAAAGUGCUGGUGCAGUCAAUGAGAAAUCCCCACUUGCAGUAGAUAUGGCAGCUCAGAGUGCUGGUGCAGACAGUGAGAAAUCUCCACUUGCAGUAGAUGUGGCAGCUCAACGUGCUAGUGCAGACAUUGGGAAAUCUCCACUUGCAGUAGAUAUGGCAGCUCAACGUGCUAGUGCAGACAUUGGGAAUACCCCACUUGCAGUAGAUAUGGCAGCUCAAAGUGCUGGUGCAGUCAAUGAGAAAUCUCCACUUGCAGUAGAUAUGGCAGCUCAAAGUGCUAGUGCAGAUAGUGGGGAAUCCCCACUUGCAGUAGAUAUGGCAGCUCAAAAUGCUGGUGUAGGCGGUGAGAUGGCCCCACUUGCAGUAGAUAUGGCAGCUCAAAGUGCUGGUGCAGACAGUGAGAAAUCUCCACUUGCAGUAGAUGUGGCAGCUCAACGUGCUAGUGCAGACAUUGGGAAUACCCCACUUGCAGUAGAUAUGGCAGCUCAAAGUGCUGGUGUAGCCAGUGCGAAAUCCCCACUUGCAGUUGAUAUGGCAGCUCAAAGUGCUGGUGCAGUCAAUGAGAAAUCCCCACUUGCAGUAGAUAUGGCAGCUCAAAGUGCUGGUGCAGACAUUGGGAAAUCUCCACUUGCAGUAGAUAUGGCAGCUCAAAGUGCUGGUGCAGUCAAUGAGAAAUCCCCACUUGCAGUAGAUAUGGCAGCUCAAAGUGCUGGUGCAGACAGUGAGAAAUCUCCACUUGCAGUAGAUGUGGCAGCUCAACGUGCUAGUGCAGACAUUGGGAAUACCCCACUUGCAGUAGAUAUGGCAGCUCAAAGUGCUGGUGUAGCCAGUGCGAAAUCCCCACUUGCAGUUGAUAUGGCAGCUCAAAGUGCUGGUGCAGUCAAUGAGAAAUCCCCACUUGCAGUAGAUAUGGCAGCUCAAAGUGCUGGUGCAGACAUUGGGAAAUCUCCACUUACAGUAGAUAUGGCAGCUCAAAGUGCUGGUGCAGCCAGUGAGAAAUCCCCAUUUGCAGUAGAUAUGGAGGCUCAAAGUGCUGGUGCAGCCAGUGAGAAUACCACACUUACAGCAGACAUGACAAGACCUGAUUCAGAUAGUCAGAAAACUGCAUUUGCAGAAGAUAUGAUAGCUAUGAAUACACUUGGAAACUUACUUGUGAAAAGUAUGAAAGACAUGGACCUACAUUUAUCACAUGUAUCAGUAGAGACUGAACACCUGUUGGAAGAGAGUAUUUAUUCUUCUGACCAAUUUUCAGAGAGUGGAAAUUCAUGUGCCGAAUUUACACAGAGUACAGAUAAAGACAGUUGUAAUUCAUCUGUAGAAAGUGUUUCACAUACUGAUGUAUCUGCCAAGGCGUUUGAAGAUAUAAGUCUAUCUUCUUCAAAAACAUCUCUCCAAGGCAUAUCACCUGCCAAGAAACAUGAAAACACUCCCAAUUAUGAGAAACCAUGCCCAAAUUAG